CUUUCUAAACAGUAUGGCGAACCUCGAGCAUGCUGAAGAUGACCCAAAACAUGUGAAAAUGUCCGGCGAAGUCUCCACCGCCGGUGUUCCAGACCCACCGGCCGAAGUGUCCUCUGGACCGGACAGAGACGCGGGCGCGGUCCUGUCCUCCAUCCCGUCGUUCGCGGCCGCCUCCGAGCUGUUGUUAGCGCCGUACUCGUGUCUGGUCAUGAACACGCACCGGAGACACCUCUGCCUGCCGCCCAUGUACCUGAACAAGAAGAAGACAGGUAUACAGGAAGAGCUGGGAGCUGAGCUGCUCAAGUUCUCCCAGAGUCUAAAGGGGGUGCCUUUGGCUUAUGACAACAUCAGGAUAGUGGGCCAGCAUGGACACAUCUACGACGACAGCGGCUACAUCCACAUGAACAUAGAGGCCAGCUUUAUUGUCUUCCAGCCCAAAAAAGGACAGAAAGUGCUGGGAAAGGUGAAUAAACUUGGAGUAAACCAUGUGGGCUGCCUGGUGCACGGUUGCUUCAACGCCAGCAUCCCCAAGCCCAACUUGGUGUCCGUGGAAACCUGGCGGGAUGCAGGGCCGAGAAUCGGAGCAGAGUUGGAGUUUGAGGUGACUUCACUCGACGCUGACACUGUCGGGGUGCUGCUCAUCAGAGGACGACUGGACAGGACCAGGGUGCAGGAGCUGCUGGCUAUAGGGGAGAGCUCAGAGUCCGGCAUCACCACAGACCAGCCAGGACCACCAGGAACUGAACUGAAUCCAGAGCUAAAUCCAGAACCCACAGAUGAGUCUUCUAUUGACACCCCCAAGAAAAAGAAGAAAAAGAAGAAAGACAAAAUGAAAGAGGAGGAGGCAGAAAUGGAGGUCAGCAGCACACUUUGCUGCCAACUGGAUGGCAACACACCAGAGCUGAACGGAACAACAGAUGAAGCAAAUGGCAACGAGGCUGGCGAGAAAAAGAAGAAGAAAAAGAAAAAAGAAAAACACCCGAAGGAAGAGGAUGAAGAGGUUGAGGUCUCCCACACGGAGGUCCACGGCAGUGACUCCAGCGGUUACCUUAGUGAUAAGCCAAGCAAAAAGAGGAAACAUGAAACUGGUACAGAUGUGACAUCUAGUUUUAGUGAAGAGCCUGAACCAACAAAGUCCAAGAAGAAGAGGAAAAGUGGCAUUGAGCAGUUUGCCUGAAAAAAAGAUUGAUUGUUUCUGUUUGGAAAUCAGUUUAAUUGUUUAUAAUAAUUGAGUAAAAUAGUGAUGUGCCUUAACAGUUAGACGCAUUAUUUAGCAAGCAAGAGUUCUGGUGGGCUCUGCUGAGAGGGUCAGACUUGCAGAAGGAACUUUUCUGCAGUUACAUUUUGCAGCUUGUGGGAAAAACACAAGAGGAUAGAGGCAGAUUUGCCAGAUCGGUCUUCGUUGGAUUGCAGUUCCUUCAUUCGGCCUGAUGGGGGAGCAAAAUUGCUUCAUACAUCCACACCAGGACAUGAAAACACAGGUUUCACUCCUGACAUGUCAUCUGUUAAAACAUGGUGCUGCGAGUAAAUUGGCCAGGUUUUAGCUUUGAAUUUAUGGAGCCAAAUGGGAAAAAACAAACUGAUAUUAAGUCUCUGUACCUACUUCGGUACAUUUUCUCCUGUGUGGAUACUAAAGAAGGAAUGUUAGACAACCGAGACAGCCAAGCUCACUUUAAGAAACUUCUCUUAUCUCUUGCCUCCUGUGCCUCUGUGCAGUCUUUUAAAGAGUUGUCUUGAAUGAUACCUGCACCGGAUGGAGAACGUUUUUUUACUACCAAAUAUUUGCAGUAUUCGCUCAGCAUCCUUGAAAUGCAUCAUCCAGUCUUCAGUCAUUUGUGCUGGUUCACUGUUUUCCCUCAGUGUUGCGUUGGUAGUUUUACAUGAAGGUGUGUUGUCUGUCUUCAGUUGAAAACCAGCAGAAAUGGAAAUUUAAUAGUGAGUUCUCAUCCCAAUUAAAGAGCUCUAUAUUUUUGAAAUGUU
This is a messenger RNA of Chelmon rostratus (copperband butterflyfish), 1980 nucleotides long. RefSeq names its product RNA polymerase I subunit F (gene polr1f). Gene Ontology annotation, cellular component: RNA polymerase I complex. Bases 14 to 1177 code for a protein of 387 amino acids. Lineage: Eukaryota; Metazoa; Chordata; Actinopteri; Chaetodontiformes; Chaetodontidae. The transcript is spliced from 4 exons. Gene Ontology annotation, biological process: DNA-templated transcription initiation; DNA-templated transcription. The record is from RefSeq and is a predicted model, not a curated record.